Miscanthus lutarioriparius is the source of this 2295-nucleotide messenger RNA. NCBI's taxonomy places the organism in Eukaryota, Viridiplantae, Streptophyta, Magnoliopsida, Poales, Poaceae. The record is from the annotation of a GenBank genome assembly.
AUGACGGUCGUCUCGUCCGUCAAGCUCGCCGGCGGCACGCUGUCGGUAUGCGGGCGGACGGUGCUGUCCGGGGUGCCGGACGCAGUGGUGGCCUCGUCGGCGGCGGCGGGGGGAGCGGUCGACGGGGUCUUCAUCGGCGCCGACUUCGCCAAGCCGGCCGCCAGGCACGUCGUCUCCCUCGGCGACCUGAGGGGCGUGCGGUUCAUAGCGUGCUUCCGGUUCAAGCUCUGGUGGAUGGCGCAGCGGAUGGGAGAGAAAGGCGGCGACGUCCCGCGCGAGACCCAGUUCCUGCUCGUCGAGUCCAAGGGCGCCGCCGGCGACGAGGCCACGGCGGCGUACGUCGUGUUCCUGCCCCUCGUGGAGGGCGCGUUCCGUGCCAGCCUCCAGGGCGGCGCCGGCGACGCGCUGGAGCUCUGCGUCGAGAGCGGGGACGCCGACACGCGCGCGGCGUCCUUCGAGCGCGCGCUCUUCGUGGGCGCCGCGGAGUCCGACCCCUUUGCGGCCAUCUCCGGCGCCGUCGCCGCCGCCAAGUCCGCGCUCAGGACGUUCCGGGUCCGCGCCGAGAAGAAGCUCCCGGGCAUCGUCGACUACUUCGGCUGGUGCACCUGGGACGCCUUCUACCAGGACGUCACCCAGGAGGGCGUCGAGGCCGGGCUCCGCAGCCUCAUCGCCGGCGGCGCGCCGCCCAAGUUCGUCAUCAUCGACGACGGCUGGCAGUCCGUCGGCACCGACAAGUCCGCCACCGACACCGAUGAACCUGCCGGAGAGGACAAGCCGCCCCUCCUGUCUCGUCUCACCGGCAUCAAGGAGAACAGCAAGUUCCAGAAAGUGGACGACCCGGCCGCCGGCAUCAAGACGGUGGUGCGCGCGGCGAAGGAGGAGUACGGGCUCAAGUACGUCUACGUCUGGCACGCGAUCACCGGCUACUGGGGCGGCGUCCGUCCCGGCGAGCCCGGGACGGAGCACUACAGCUCCAGCAUGCAGUUCCCCAAGGUCUCGCCGGGCGUCAUGGAGAACGAGCCCGGCAUGAAGACCGACGUGCUCACCGUGCAGGGGCUCGGCCUCGUGCACCCGCGCGCCGUGUACCGCUUCUACGACGAGCUCCACGCGUACCUCGCCGCCGCCGGAGUCGACGGCGUCAAGGUGGACGUGCAGUGCAUCCUGGAGACGCUCGGCGCCGGCCACGGCGGCCGCGUGCAGCUCACCAGGCAGUACCACCAGGCGCUCGACGCCUCCAUCGCCAAGAACUUCCCGGAGAACGGCAUCAUCGCCUGCAUGAGCCACAACACCGACGCCCUCUACUGCUCCAAGCAGACGGCGGUGGUGAGGGCGUCAGAUGAUUUCUACCCGAGGGACCCCGUGUCGCAGACGAUCCAUAUCGCCUCGGUGGCGUACAACAGCGUGUUCCUCGGCGAGUUCAUGCUCCCGGACUGGGACAUGUUCCACUCGCUCCACCAGGCCGGCGACUACCAUGGCUCGGCCCGCGCGAUCAGCGGAGGCCCCGUCUACGUCAGUGAUGCACCCGGGAAGCACAACUUCGAGCUGCUCAAGAAGAUCGUCUUGCCCGACGGCUCCAUUCUCCGCGCGCGUCUGCCAGGCCGGCCGACCAAGGAUUGCCUGUUCACCGACCCGGCACGCGACGGCGUCAGCCUGCUCAAGAUAUGGAACAUGAACAAGUUCACCGGCGUUCUCGGCGUGUACAACUGCCAGGGCGCGGCGUGGAGUUCCGUGGAGAAGAAGAACACCUUCCACCAUACCGGGACCGAGGCCCUGACCUGCGGCGUCAAGGGCAGCGACGUCCACCUCAUCUCCGAGGCUGCGACGGACCCCGAAUGGAACGGCGACUGCGCCGUGUACCAACAUGCCGAUGGCGACCUCGUCGUCCUCCCGUGCGGAGCGGCGUUGCCCGUCUCUCUCAAGGUCCUGGAACAUGACAUCCUCACCGUGUCACCGAUCAAGGACUUGGCACCUGGUUUCAGGUUCGCCCCGAUCGGGCUGGUCGACAUGUUCAAUAGCGGCGGGGCGGUGGAAGGCCUGACCUACCACCUCCUCGGCGGCGCAAAGCUGCUCGACGGCGGUAAUGGUUCCGCUUCGGGCUCCGAGGCUGUCGGAUUGGUGUGCAUGGAGGUGAAGGGCUGUGGAAGGUUCGGUGCCUACUCUUCAGUUAGGCCAAGGAAGUGCAUGCUGGGUUCAGCUCAGCUGGAGUUCUCCUAUGAUUCUUCCUCAGGGCUGAUGGUUCUUCGGCUGGAGAAGAUGCCCAAGGAGAGGGUUCACAAGAUUGUUAUCGAGUUGUAG